AUGGUGUUGAACAUCAGGCAAAAACAGACAGAAGCCGUUGUGCGCCUCCUACAUCUGAACGCCCCGCAGAACGCGUUAAAGCAUACCGGCGACGACGACCUGUACAAGGUACUGGUGCUGGACUCCUUCACGAAGGCUGUGAUCGCCCCCCUCCUGCGAGUCAACGAGCUGCGCAAGCAUGGCAUCACCAUGCACCUGCUGCUGGAGACAGAUCGGGAGAAGAUCCCGGACACGCCCUGCAUCUACUUUGUGCGCGCCAGCGAGGAGGCUGUCAGGCGCAUAGUGGCAGAUGCCUCGGCUGGUCUCUACAACUCCCUGCACCUCAAUUUCACUCCCCAUCUGCCCAAGCCCCUCAUGGAGCAGCUGGCAACAGGCAGCGUGCGCGCGGGGUGCCCGCAGCGCAUAGCCAAGGUGUUUGACCAGUACCUGUCCUUCAUAGCCCUGGAGAGCCGGCUGUUCUCACUGGGCCUGCCAGACACUUACCUGCUGCUGAAUGACCCCAAGGCACAGGAUGUCCAAGUCCAGUCUGCGUCGGAGGCCCUUGUGGAUGGCCUCUUCUCGGUCCUGGUCACUCUCGGCGUUGUGCCCAUCAUCCGCUGCCCCAGGGGCGGCGCGGCGGAGUUUGUGGCGCAGCAGCUGGACGCGCGGCUGCGGGAGCACCUUCGCGCGCGCAACAACCUGCUGACGGAGGGAACGCCUGGACUGUCAGCCUCCCUCUCCCGGCCCCUGCUCUGCCUCUUUGACCGCAACUUUGAGCUCUCCGUGGUGCUGCAGCAUGCGUGGACAUACAAGCCGCUGGUGCAGGACGUGCUGGGGCUGAGCCUCAACAGGGUGGGCGAGGGUGAUUUCUUCUGGGACGAGAACGGGCGCAGCCAGUUCCCCAAAGUCGCCGAGGAGGUUGACGCGCAGCUGCAGAAAUACAAGCAGGCGGUGGCGGACCUGAACCGGCAGACGGGCGCGAACGUGGACCCGGCAGCGGAUCCGGGGGACCUCAUGCAGAGCAACGCGCGCGGAUUGAUGGCGGCCGUCUCUAGCCUGCCGGAGCUGACCGAGCGCAAGCGCGCCAUCGACAAGCACAUGAACCUUGCCACCCACAUGCUCAAGGAGAUCACGACGCGCGGACUGGACCAGUUCUACAACACCGAGGAGGACUGCCUCGUGAAGAAGGCCGACCUGCCCACCAUCCUCAAACUGCUGCAGGGCACAAAGGGAACGCCUGAAGACAAGCUGCGGCUGGCGCUGGUGUUUCUGCUGACGUGCGAGGCGCUGCCCUCGGACGGUGACUACGAGCGAGUCACCACCGCGCUGGCAGCCGCGGGGGCCGACACGUCAGCGCUGGCCUACGUCCGCCGCAUGCGCCGCCUCAACCUCACCGGACGAGCGGGUGGGGCCACAGCGACCGGGGCGGCGGGCGACGGCGCGUUGGCGGGCCUGGCGGGGCAGAGCCACCUGCUCAACUGGGCUGACAAGACCUUCGGCCAGGGGCUGUCGUCGCUGACUAAGGGCGUGAAGGUGCUGCUGGCUGGAGAGCAGCAGGCGGCGGUGACUGUGGCUGUGGAAGGCCUGAUGGACGCCAAACCAUCGCCCGAGCUGGACUCCUUCCUCACCUUCGACCCCAAGGCCGCCCCUGGCCGAGCAUCAAAGGCAGCCGGCCCGCACAAGGAGGCAAUAGUCUUCAUGAUUGGGGGCGGGAACUACCUCGAGUAUGAGUCACUCACCACCUGGGCCGGGCGCGCAACACCCCCAAAAUCAGUCAUCUACGGGGCAUCGGACCUGCUUACGGGUGGCCAGUUCGCGGCGCAGCUUGCCGAGCUCGGCCGCCGCAGCGGCGUCUGA
Molecule: messenger RNA, 1836 nt
Organism: Coccomyxa subellipsoidea C-169
Lineage: Eukaryota; Viridiplantae; Chlorophyta; Trebouxiophyceae; Coccomyxaceae
Product: SM/Sec1-family protein
Exons: 13
Coding region: 1-1836 (611 amino acids)
Biological process (GO): endoplasmic reticulum to Golgi vesicle-mediated transport; intracellular protein transport
Cellular component (GO): cytosol; Golgi membrane
Molecular function (GO): syntaxin binding
Source: RefSeq, a predicted model, not a curated record